AUGUUGAAAUGGUGGUGGCGGUUCCACGCUGCCAUUUUGCCUUCGUGCGGAGCCCCGAGAAGCACCAGGGCCGCCCCAGCGGGCCCAACUCCGUCUAGGGGCUCCAGUGUCCUCAAUGCACUACAACUUUGUCACACACUCAUAACCCAAGAGGCAUAUCUAAACACACGUUCACUGGCUCAAAACGCCGUCGCCUCGGACGGCGAUGUCAUCGGCGCCAGCCCGCGCCGCACAUGCCUUUGCACUUCCGCUCCACGCACU
Brenthis ino (lesser marbled fritillary) is the source of this 261-nucleotide messenger RNA. NCBI's taxonomy places the organism in Eukaryota, Metazoa, Arthropoda, Insecta, Lepidoptera, Nymphalidae. The record is from the annotation of a GenBank genome assembly.